UUACUGCAUUGAAAAAAUUGAGCAAUCAACAUUGACUUUUUAAAACACUUCAAUAAAGUAGACUUUUUGAUAUAUAUAAAUGAAGCAUAAAAUUUACGUCUAAUGUUAAGAUUCUAAAAACUCCAGUGGCCACUGUGGUAAUCAUCCUCCUUAGAUCUAACCAUCACUUCAUGAGAAAAUGAGCUGGCAUAACGGUAUUAAGAUAGAACGGAUAACGCCGCAAACUGACGGUUACAAAUUUGCGAAGAAUAAAGUGCAAAGUACUAUCAGCCAUGAAGAUAUAUUUUGUUUCAAUAUAAAAAGCAUUUAUAGAAUCAAGAACAAGUACACUUGGGAGCGAUAUCAAGAUAUGAGGGAUGACAUUUGCGAUGACCUUGACGGUUACUACGUUAAAGAAAUGCACCUUUUCCACGGUACACCCUACGCAAGGGAAAUCGCCGUUGAAGGUUUCGACCAGGGUCUUGCAAAGGCAAAAGGAAUGUUUGGAAAAGGGGUUUAUUUUGCGGAGCACUCAUCAAAGAGCAACAACUACGCUUUUGGUGCCUUCAAAGGUUGUCCCAAGCACAACAAUAAGAAAUGCGAGAUUUGCAUCAGACGAAUUUUGAUUUGCAAAGUUGCUCUUGGAAGAAUUUAUAGGACAAAGAGAACUGUGAAAUAUCUUCCUGAAGGAUAUCAUUCCGUCAAAGCCAUACCAGAUACUGGAUUUCUGUUGCGUCCCGAGUACAUAAUUUACAAUGACGAACAGGUUUAUCCUAGCUUUUUGAUUCAGUACACCGCAACCUACAAGAAAAAACCACCAAAGGUUUCUCCCUAUCCUUUAUACCGAUCACUUGCCCCACCAAUUCCCACACCCACAGUCUACGAUAUUACUCAGGCAUGUAGUUCACUUAGCCUCACGCAAACCGCAGUUGCUGAAGAUGCAAUGUGGAUAACAUACUUGCAGACGAUGUCCAACCUAUCCGCUUCAGCCCAGAGUUAUUAUUUAUAUUUUUUUGAUUAAUGACAGUAGCAAUUUUGAAUUCCUGCUGUUUGAAUGUGGAUAAAAGUGUGAAACGCUAUUUAGAUUUUCCAUGAAUAUUCACUUUGAAAUGAUUUUUAACCCAUUUUAUUUUGUACGCUUUGGUAAGGAUAGUCAAAUUUAAUUUAAAUUUUUUUAAUUGUCUAAAGAGGACAGGUACUUAUUAAACAAUGUAUUUUAAGUGGAAAAAUACGCAAUAAUAAUAAAAAAGGGGGUAAAACAA
Neocloeon triangulifer is the source of this 1241-nucleotide messenger RNA. Its product is annotated as poly [ADP-ribose] polymerase tankyrase-like. Bases 179 to 1000 code for a protein of 273 amino acids. Gene Ontology annotation, molecular function: NAD+ poly-ADP-ribosyltransferase activity. The record is from RefSeq and is a predicted model, not a curated record. The transcript has 5 exons. Lineage: Eukaryota; Metazoa; Arthropoda; Insecta; Ephemeroptera; Baetidae.